Culicoides brevitarsis is the source of this 874-nucleotide messenger RNA. Its product is annotated as vesicle transport protein SFT2A. Lineage: Eukaryota; Metazoa; Arthropoda; Insecta; Diptera; Ceratopogonidae. Gene Ontology annotation, biological process: vesicle-mediated transport. Gene Ontology annotation, cellular component: membrane. The record is from RefSeq and is a predicted model, not a curated record. The coding region runs from base 150 to 635 and encodes 161 amino acids. The transcript is spliced from 5 exons.
CGACUCAACUCAAACGUAAACAAAAGAGGAACAAAAGCACAAAAAAUUCAUCAAUUUUUAUCAUUUUCCCGUAUUUUUGUAGCAUUUUUUGCAUUUUUGUUGUUAUUUUUGGAUCAUCAUCCCGUAACUCACACACAUCAACAAGCAGUAUGGACAAACUCAAGCAAGUGCUCAGUGGACGAGAAAAUGAAGAAGAAACGGGAAUUAUGGGAACCUUAAACGAAGCCAGUACCCUGAGUUGGGAAACUCGUAUCAAAGGUUUUGCUAUUUGCUUCGUUGUUGGCAUUCUCUUUACACUUCUGGCAUCAUUUGCAUUAUUUCUCAAUCGCGGAUUGACAGUUUUUGCGGCCUUUUACACCAUCGGCAAUAUUUUGUCGCUUCUCAGUACGUGUUUCCUCAUGGGACCCGUGAAACAAAUCAAAAAGAUGUUUUCAUCGACACGCUGGAUCGCAACAUGUAUCAUGUUGGCAUCAUUGGUGCUUACCUUGGUAGCUGCUUUAGUGCUCAAAAAAGCACUUUUGGCGUUGCUUUUUAUCAUAAUUCAAGGAUUAGCAAUGACUUGGUAUUCACUUUCUUAUAUCCCAUAUGCUAGAGACGCCGUCAAGAAAACAUUCAAUGCAUGCAUAGAUGUUUAAGUUUUGUUGAUAUUUUUAAAGAAUAAAGAAAAAGUGAUUGUGAAAAAAAGGAAGAGACAACACAAAAUAAUAAUUUUUGUGAUAAUUUUAAGUCUAAAUAAUGCACAACUCUAUACAAUUUACCUAUAACUUGUUUCCAUUUAUAUACAAUUGUAUUAUUUUUGAUAAUAAUAUUUCAGUUACUCAAGAAACAAUCAUUUACAUUUAUAAAAUUUAAAAAAAAAUAGACAAUAAGACUA